AUGAACAUCUUCAGCCAUGCGAAUCUUGGAACCACCGAGGAGAGAGGCGACGAUGCAAAAAGAACGAUUCUUGCGGGAACGGAUAUUGUGGGAGACAUACUAAAGACGACCCUUGGGCCGAAGGGAAUGCUUAAGAUGCUGAAGGGACAGCAUGUCAAUGUCACGAAUGACGGAGCAUUUAUUCUCAAUAACCUGAUGAUCGACAGCCCGUCUGCAAGGAUACUGAUUGGCUCCAGCACUGGGCAAGACUGGGAGGAGGGAGACGGGACUACAUCUGUUGCGAUUCUGGCAAGCCUGUUGGUUAAGGAGGCCGGCAAGCUGGAGAUGCAUCCGACAAAGAUUCUCAGGGGAUAUAGGAUGGCACAGGCAAAAUGCGAAGAGAUUCUAAGCAGCAUCAGCUUUGAGGCGACGAAGGAGGACCUGCUCAAGCUUGUUAGGACUACCCUAUGUUCAAAAGUACUAAGGUAUGAUCUGGAGAGGUUCUGCGAGAUUUGCGUCAAUGCUGUUGAGAAGCUCGAGGGAAGAAAUGAUCUGAAUCUUAUCCAAAUUAUCAAGUGCUCUGGAAAGCUUGAGGACUCAUAUCUUGAUGAUGGAUUCCUUCUGAAGAAGGACAUCCGAAUAGAUGAUGUGGUCAAUCCCCGGGUCUUGAUAGCCAACACCAGUAUGGACCAGGAUAAGAUCAAGGUCUUUGGGGCAAAAAUUAACGUCAACUCUGUAGGAGAGCUGGAGGAGAUGGAGAAGGCGGAGAAGAUCAAGAUCAAAGGGAAGGUUGAGCGCAUUUCGCAGAAUGGAGUAAACGUGUUUGUCAACAGACAGCUUGUGUACGACUAUCCUCUCCAGCUUCUUCGGAUGAAGGGGAUUCAAGCUAUUGAGCAUGCAGAUUUUGAUGGAGUUGAGAGACUUAAUAAUGUACUUGGAGGAAAGAUACUGAGUACUUUCGACAACAUGGACGAGUCAUGCUACGGCACAUGUGAGAGUAUCAGGAAUGUGCAUGUGGGGAACGAAAGAAUGAUCAAGUUCAGUGGCGUUCGGAGUGGGGCAAGUACGAUUGUACUGUGUGGGUCAUCGAAGGAGAUGCUAGACGAGGCGGAAAGAAGCGUGCAUGAUGCCCUGUGUGUGCUGGCGAAGAUAAAGGAGGAUCCACGUGUUAUUUAUGGAGGAGGAUCAAGCGAGAUGGCAAUGGCUGUUGGACUGAACAAAUAUGCCAUGGAGGUUCCUGGGGCUGAAAGCGAUGCUAUUCUAGCAUUUUCGAGUGCUCUGCAGCAGAUUCCAAAGAUACUUGCAGACAACGGGGGAUACAAUGGAGAGAGCAUCAAGGCAAGCCUAAGGGCAGAGCACAACUCUGGAAGGACAAGCUACGGGGUGAAUGUGAGGAAUGGAAGCAUAGGGUGUAUGAAGGAGGCUGGCGUUGUUGAUAGCCUUAGAAUCAAACACCGGGUUGUCACAGCGGCCUCGGAGACUGCACAGAUGAUAAUCAAGUGCGACGCAAUCGUCAAGUGCAAGCCUAGAGAAAGAACAAGAGAAUAA
Messenger RNA from Encephalitozoon cuniculi GB-M1, 1527 nucleotides. RefSeq lists its product as uncharacterized. NCBI's taxonomy places the organism in Eukaryota, Fungi, Microsporidia, Unikaryonidae. The transcript has a single exon. Gene Ontology annotation, molecular function: ATP-dependent protein folding chaperone; ATP hydrolysis activity; ATP binding. Bases 1 to 1527 code for a protein of 508 amino acids. Gene Ontology annotation, biological process: protein folding. Gene Ontology annotation, cellular component: cytosol; chaperonin-containing T-complex. The record is from RefSeq and is marked provisional.